Molecule: messenger RNA, 7530 nt
Organism: Epinephelus moara (kelp grouper)
Lineage: Eukaryota; Metazoa; Chordata; Actinopteri; Perciformes; Serranidae
Product: semaphorin-5B-like
Exons: 23
Coding region: 216-3494 (1092 amino acids)
Biological process (GO): axon extension; axon guidance; positive regulation of cell migration
Molecular function (GO): chemorepellent activity; semaphorin receptor binding
Source: RefSeq, a predicted model, not a curated record
AGCCGCAGCAGAGUCCAGACCUCUGGAUAGCGGGCUGCUGUGAACCUGCACCACCUCCCGUCUUUGAAACCUGACUGAUUAAUCUCGCAGCAGGACUUCCAUGAUGAAUAAAAAGUGAAAGGAUCUGUGCCAGCCGUUUGUCUCCCGGAUCAGUUUGGUGAUGGUGAGCAAGUGUUUCCUGAGGACCUGAUAGAAGACUGGAUGUGGUUGUAACUAUGGUUACGUCAGGGUGGGGGGCGUGGGCCCUCUCCCCCUGUGGCCUCGUGCUGAUCAUCUGUUCGUCUGUGUGUCUGUCCCAGCAGCCUCACAUCAAACCAGCAGACUGUAGUCGAAAGGAGCAUCCUGUUGUCUCUUACCAAGCGCUGAGGCCGUGGAUGUCGGAGUUCUCCCACCCAGGAGUGAAGGAUUUCUCCCAGCUGGCCCUGGACCUGAGCAGAAACCAGCUGAUUGUGGGAGCAAGAAACUUCCUCUUUAGACUGAAUUUGAGCGACGCCUCACUUAUACAGGAGGCAGAAUGGGCGCCCGAUGAAGACACAAAGCGCUCAUGUCAGAGCAAGGGGAAGUCUGAGGAGGAGUGUCAAAACUACAUCCGGGUUUUGCUUAUAAGUGGGGGGACGCUCUUCAUGUGUGGGACCAAUGCUUUCACCCCAGUCUGCAUAACCAGGCAGAUUGAUAACAUCAGCCAGGUGUUGGACACAGUGAAUGGUGUUGCCCGCUGUCCCUAUGACCCACGCCACAACUCCACUGCCAUGGUAACAGAGCGGGGCGAGUUGUAUGCUGCUACAGUGAUCGACUUCUCAGGACGUGACCCCGUCAUCUACAGGAGCCUGGGGAACAUGCCGCCACUGCGCACCGCCCAGUACAACUCCAAAUGGCUCAACGAGCCUAAUUUCGUGUCUGUGUAUGAGAUCGGUCGGUUUGCCUACUUCUUCCUGAGAGAAACUGCUGUUGAAAACGACUGUGGGAAGAUAGUGUUCUCUCGCGUGGCCCGGGUCUGUAAGAACGAUAUGGGUGGACGUUUCCUGUUGGAGGACACCUGGACCACCUUCAUGAAGGCCAGACUCAACUGCUCACGCUCAGGAGAAAUCCCCUUUUACUACAACGAGCUGCAGAGCACCUUUUACUUACCAGAGCAGGACCUGAUCUAUGGCAUCUUCACCACUAACGUGAACAGUAUAUCAGCUUCUGCCGUCUGUGCCUUCAAUCUGAGCUCCAUCACCCAGGCCUUCAACGGACCCUUCCGCUACCAGGAGAACCCCCGCACCGCCUGGCUCUCCACCCCAAACCCCAUACCCAAUUUUCAGUGUGGCACACUGGAGGAGGGAGGUCCCGGGGGGAACCUGACAGAGCGCAGCCUCCAGGAUGCCCAGCGACUCUUCCUCAUGAACGAUGUGGUCCAGCCGGUCACCAUCAACCCUCUGCUCACCCAGGACAACCUGCGAUUCUCCAAGCUGGUGGUGGACAUCGUGCAGGGCCGAGACACCCUCUACCAUGUCAUGUACAUUGGCACUGAGUACGGCACCAUCCUGAAGACUCUCUCCACAACCAAUAAAAGCCUUCAAGGCUGCUACCUGGAGGAGCUCAGGCUCCUCCCUCAAGGGCAGAUCGGACCAAUCAAGAGCCUGCAGAUCCUCCACAGUGACAGAUCUCUGAUAGUUGGGCUUGAUGACAGACUGGUGAAGAUCCCAUUAGAGCGCUGCUCCAGCUAUCCAACUGAACGUCAGUGCAUGGAAGCUCGGGACCCUUACUGCGGCUGGGAUCACAAACAGAAGUGCUGCACCACCAUUGAGGAGAGCUCCAACAUGAACCAGUGGACCCAAAACAUCACUGAGUGCCCAGUGAGGAACUUGACACAAGAUGGCGGUUUUGGUUCUUGGGCGCCAUGGCAACCUUGUAACCAUGAUGACGGUGAGGGCUCCGUCAGCAGCUGUGUGUGCCGGUCGCGCUCGUGUGAUGGACCUCUGGCCCGAUGUGGCGGGGUCGAAUGUAAAGGCCCAACUAUCCAGGUGGCAAACUGUUCCAGGAAUGGCGGUUGGACUCCCUGGUCUUCAUGGGGCCAGUGCAGCAGCAGCUGUGGUAUCGGAUUUGAGGUGAGGCAGCGGUCCUGCAACAACCCCUCUCCUCGCCACGGGGGUCGAAUCUGUGUUGGCCAGGGUCGAGAGGAGAGGCUGUGCAAUGAGAAAAAGCCGUGUCCCCUGCCCGUGUUGUGGACAGCGUGGGGCCCCUGGGCUCACUGCAGUGCUGAAUGUGGAGGGGGCGUCCACUCCAGGACCAGAACCUGCGAGAAUGGCAACAGCUGUCCUGGAUGCUCCACGGAGUAUAAGGCCUGUAAUCUGGAGGCCUGCCCUGAGGUACGCCGCAACACCCCCUGGACCCCCUGGAUGCCAGUCAAUGUCAGUCAAGAUGGGUCAAGGCAGGAGCAGAGAUUCAGGUACACCUGCCGGGCACUGCUCCCCGACCCCCAGCAGCUCCAGCUGGGCAAGAAGAAGAUGGAAACCCGGUUCUGCCCCAAUGACGGGUCUGGAGCCUGCCAGACUGACUCUCUGGUUGAAGACUUGGUGAAGACUAGUGGGCGAACUCUGUCCCAGCCCCAAGGUGUGCGCUGGGGAUUGUGGGAAACCUGGUCCAGCUGUUCUCAGCAGUGUUCCAGAGGCUUCCGAACCCGCAAACGUAGCUGCUCGACCGCAGAGGGCAGGACCAACCCCAGCGCCUGCGUAGGAUCCCCAGUGGAGUAUCAGGACUGCAACACUAAACCGUGCCCAGUGAGUGGAGCCUGGUCCUGCUGGUCCUCCUGGUCACAGUGCUCGGCCAGCUGUGGGGGCGGACACUACCAGCGGACUCGGACGUGCAGCAACCCACCACCCGCCAGCGGAGGAGACAUCUGUAUAGGCCUGCACACUGAGGAGGCGCUCUGUAAUACACAUGCCUGCGAAGAUUGGGGUGAAUGGACAGAGUGGGGGGACUGUGAUGAAGACGGUCGGCAGCAUCGCACUCGUCGCUGCAGCGAGGACCAGCAGGCUGAGGCCAGCCUCUGCCAGGGUAACAUCACCCAGUCCCGGCCCUGCCAGCCUCACGAGGUGCCAGUUAUUUUACCCGGACAGGAGGACCAGAGCUGUGGAACCUUUACUUUGUUCCAGUUAGUAGCUGUGGGCUCGGCCAGUUUCUUCGCAGCAGCAUUACUGUCAGCACUGGCCUACACCUACUGCCACCAGCUGAACCGACCAUCAGCAGAGUCUGCGGUCAUCCACCCCAGCACACCCAACCACCUCACCUACAACAAGCAGGGCAACGCCACGCCAAAGAAUGAGAAGUACAUCCCCAUGGAGUUUAAGACUCUAAACAAGAACAAUCUCCACGUGAACGACGAGACGUGCAACCACUUCCCCUCCCCGCUGCCCUCCAGCAACAUGUUCACCACCACCUACUACCCACCCAGCCUGAGCAAGUACGACUUCCAUCCAGACUCCCCCUGCAGGACCUACAUGCACAGCUGAGAGGAGGCCAGGCUCUGAAAACAAACCAGCCCUCUUCACUCACCCAAACACCACCCUGAAGUGUUUCCUCAUUCAAAGAAUACACCAAGAUUUUUGAUCCUGUUACUCCAGAAGUAAACACUGAAAUUGCUCUCAUGUUCCUCACAAAUUUUUGGAUCUGUUAAUGAGAUCUUAAAGUCUUGCUUCACCCAAAUUACACUUAUUUUUUGUGGUAUCUUGCCAUGCAGAUGGUUUUGGUUUGAUUUGCCCAGGUGCUAUGAUACCAGAAUUUCGUUUCUUGCGCCGACAUCAACUAAAAAUUACAUUUUAAAACAAUUCAUCAUCUUUUCCAGAAACAUUGUUUUCUUUCCAUCAUGCACAGUUGCUACAUUACAUGCAGUUUUUCGUUUGUGAGUCACGACAGCAGAGAAGUUUAAAGCGGGAAUGCAGGACUAUUACAUAUAAAUAACGUCUGUUUCACACACAGUGCUCAUCAAGCCUAUGCCGUCUGGUAAAGCUCUCUGUAUUAUUCACUAUAGCAGAGCUGUGGUGUCUGUGGCAACUUUGCCACACUGGCGCACUGGGAGUAAUGUGUUUCAUAACUCCAUACCAGCAGGCGGCGGUAGUCUCUAUUUGUGAUUAAAAAAAGGGAAACCAGAGGACCGACGGGACAGAUUAAAGAUGCUAAUUAGCCAGCUAGCACAUUAACAACACAACACAUUGUUAAAAGAACAAAUGAUAUUUACUGUGCACUCGCAAACAUAAAUACAAACAAAUACAUAGCCUACUGGCUAAAAAAAAAUAUCUUACCUGAUAUAAAAAGUUUGUGUUAAUCUCACGCCGUCUUGACUGAGGCUGUCUGUUUGCUGUCCUCACUUCCGUUCCGCAGGACACAACAAAAUAACUAGGGCAACAGACGCUCACCGUUGCGCUGACAUUGACCAACGGCCAGCCAUCAGCGUGGUGUUUCAGGGCCCUCAAAAAUACCAAGUUUAGUACCCAACCGGGAGGGGGAGAGUCCAUAGCGACAGAGCAGCAGCUAGGAUUGUGGCAGAAAAUCCUAAGAAGUGCCCAGGAAAAGUUUCUGGAUUGGGUGCUCCCAUUAAAAAAAAAAACCUUGAUGUUCAGAGAAUGGACUUAAGUUAAAAAAAAAAAAGAAAGAAAGUGAUCGCGGGAGCUCAUCUGCAGGCAAACGUCAUAAGCGCGUCAAUAGUGUUUGUGUAAUUACUGUUACUUCCGGAGGGGGGAGACAAAAGUUAGACUUGGGUACACACCGAAACACUCUUGAAUUUAUCAUUGCAUUAAAUCUUAUUCAGUAGCAUUAAUGUGACUUUGGGUGUCAUUUUAGUUGUUUAGUAACAAGGAGUGUAGUCAGGACAACCACUGUCCUUGUUUCAAAUUUCAGGAUGCAUCUGCGUGUAAGCCACAACCAACACAAAAGGUAUGCAGCAGCCUUUACCUCCCCAUGUUUUCAUCUGUUCUCUAAAUGAAACCAGCACCUACAGUUCAGGUGCCCCCCCCCCCCUCCUUCUUACGUCACCCACCCUGAGGUGCUCUGUUUGUGCUCAGGGCAGUUUGAGAGCAGGGUAGGACCCAGAGCUCCAGGCCUUCUGGUAGACUUCCUGGACAAUGUGCGUACCUGGAUUUCCACUGGACUGAGAAGAGACUCAUCUGCUGGUUGUUAUUUGGGGGAUUUUCCUUUUCCUCAUUUUCAGCAGGUGUGUUCGGAGGACUCAGUGACACUGUAAGAUAUUGUAGCUUGGACACUUAAGUGUGGGUUUGCCUCAGAAAAGACAGUGAUGUGAAUGAAGUGAAGAAACAAACAGAGACUUACAGACUUCUGAAUUAUUUGCUUUAAUUUUCAUGUUUAGCAGAAACCACAACAACACUGAAGAGGACAUUUCGGACACACCUCACUACGUACUGUACUGUGUUAAAAAAAUGAACGUCUGUUGACUUCUCUGACAGCAGAUUAUAUGAGUUAUUUUAGGUGUAUUCACAGAUGUCACUGUUUGUAUUUGUAUCUGUAUCUGCUGAGGGAAAAAAUGAUUUAAUUUUGCGAACAUGUGGGUUAUUUUUUUGUCAGUCACACUCAUAUUUUCUGGAUGUUAAUGCAUUGAAGGAAUACUUCACCAGCAGAAUGGCUGUUUGUUAAUCAAUUACUCGACACGAGUUACAUUGAAUUUGCGAAGAUUUGUUUCUCGCGUGGCACCACGUUGACAGGAGAAUCCAAAAAGGCGAACAUUCUUCAUUACUCAAAGUGAACAGGGACAACAAUUAGCGAAAAUUAGCAUGUGUUUGGGAAGUACUGAGUAUACAACUGGAUAAAUGAGGCUUGGAUUAUACUGUUAGAGAUGUGUGACAGUUUGUAAAUUGAUGUUUUUAAUAUAGUUUUGCUGUUGUCAAACGUGGACCCCAAUGACUUCAUGAAGAAUGUUCGCCUUUUUUUGGAUUCUUCGUUCACCAUGAAGGCAUGCAAGAAAAACAAAGUUUUCUGUAAGAAUUUGAGGUAACACGCCAUGAGUAAUUGAUACACAAACGAUCACUUUGCGGGUGAAGUAUCCCUUUAAGAUUAUUGUUCAAAGAUCACCAAAUAUAAUGCAGCUGUACCUGUAUUUUACAGAGCCUCUCACCAGAGCAUGAACACACCAUAAAUCAGACACAAACUUUUCAACUGCAGUGCCAUGCAUCACGAAGUUAACUCAACCAUGUGUAUAACUGUGAUGGAUUUACUUGCUCAAGCAGGUCUCAAGUCCCUAUAUUUUGUUUUAUAGUGUACUGAAAUGAAUGGGGAACAAUGGCUGCUCAAAGGCAGGGAAAACAAGGCAGGAAAAGCUUUUGUAUGUAGAAAAUGUUCUGCAUUAAUGUAAUAAGUUAUAACUGAGGUUUUAAUAGAUGAAAAUAUGGCAAACACUGUUUUUUUGACAAUUAAGAAAAGCAUGGAGGACCAUAACUGUUUUUUUUUUACAUUUCUGAAUACAACUACUAAUGUGUAAAAAUUUGCAAGAACAAAAACACAACAAAUUUGACCUUUUACAUUCUUCUGUAUCUGCAUGGAUUUCCUCCAGGUGCUUCAGUUUUCUCCCACAGUCCAGAAACAUGCAGGUUCAGUGAACUAGCCAUACUAAAUUGCCCAUAGAUUUGAAAGUGAGUGUGAAUGGCUGCCUGUCUAUAUGUGUUGUGUACGAGGUGACAUUACUGGUGCUUGUAUAAAUAUGUUUGUCAUAUUUCUGUCGUUAUGGAGGCAUUAUGCGUGCAAGUAUUUUACAUGCCCCCUGUAAUUCAAAUUUUAGUAUCACCUUCUUUUAGGGGUCAAUAAUUUCAGAAUAAUUUCAAAAAAUAUCCUGGAUAAAACAUUGUAGUUUGGUACAAGUUAUAGGGGAAUGUCCUUGAUUAAAACAUUUUCCAUUUUCCAAAAUGACAUAGUUCUUUACAGGAUACGUCUUGGACAUUAUUCUGAAAUUACAUAUUGAAGUAAAUAAAAUAUUUUCACAAGCUCUACAUUGAGAUAGCUCCAAAAUAGUGGGCUAUUAAAACAGGACAGUAUUGCUAAUAUUUAAGUUACUCCGUGCUGUAAAAUGUAUAUUGCAUAUCUUCUCUUUCUAAAUUGUAAAUACCAAGAAAUGAAUCCAGGUGUUUUUCACCAUCUGCAGUGUUAUGUAGCAUGAAACAAACAGCCCUGAUAAUAUGUGUUCACGUUUGGGUGCUCGACUGCAUGCACUGACACUCUUAUGCGAAUACACAGUACAUGUUUAUGUAAAGUGUACACAUGUGUUCGUAUGUGUUUGGCCCAGACAAUGAAAUAUUAAUUUUUAAAGAGGCACCCUCAGCCUGUGCUGUGGCAAAAAAAGGUUGUGUUUUGUAUUUAAAUAUCUUCAAACGGGCCCCUAAAUGGAUUUGUUUUGCUCCCAAGAGACACUUCUGCUGUUAUAAUAUGAUGUGAAUUUGACUAAACACUGCCUUUUGGACACUGUGAACUUUUGGUACUCUAUAUUUUUGUAUAAUGUACACUGUAAAAAAACAAACAAAAGAUGAAUAAAUCAAUUCUUUGUGUCAA